AUGGAGAUCGAUUUGGGAGCAAACGCGUUCGGUAUCGACUUCCAUCCGUCUAAGAAUCUAGUCGCUGCUGGUCUCAUCGAUGGCCACUUGCAUCUAUACCGAUACGACGCAGAUUCUUCACCUGUCAGGGAGCUUAAAGUUCGUGCACAUAAGGAUUCUUGCAGAGCUGUUCGGUUCAUCGAUGGUGGCCAAAGAAUCAUCACAGCUUCAGCUGAUCGCUCUAUUCUAGCGACCGAUGUAGAAACUGGUGCUCUUGUUGCACAUCUUGAGAAUGCUCACGAGGAUGCUGUUAACACUUUGAUCAAUGUUACCGAGACAACCAUCGCUUCAGGAGAUGAUAAAGGCUGCGUUAAGGUUUGGGAUACGAGACAGCGCUCAUGCUCUCACGAAUUCAAUGCACACGAGGAUUACAUUUCUGACAUGACCUUUGCAUCUGAUUCAAUGAAGCUAGUGGCAACAAGUGGAGAUGGGACUCUGUCUGUCUGUAAUCUCAGAUCGAACAAGGUCCAAUCUCAGUCUGAGUUUUCUGAAGACGAACUACUUUCUGUUGUUAUAAUGAAGAAUGGCCGUAAAGUUAUCUGUGGAACUCAGAAUGGUACUCUCUUGUUGUAUUCAUGGGGAUUUUUCAAGGAUUGUAGCGAUCGGUUUGUUGAUCUAGCUCCAAAUUCAGUUGAUACUCUAUUAAAGCUUGAUGAGGACAGAGUUAUCACUGGAUGUGAUAAUGGAAUACUUAGCCUUGUUGGAAUACUGCCCAACAGAAUAAUACAGCCAAUUGGAGCUCAUGAGUUCCCUAUCGAAGAUCUCGCUCUCUCGCAUGAUAACAAGUUUCUUGGUAGCACAGGUCAUGACAGUAUGCUGAAGUUGUGGGACCUAGAAGGGAUUCUAGAAAGUUCCAAUGGCAAUUCGGGGAAUGCAUCUGGAGCUGCUGGAGACAGUGAUAGCGAAAACGAUGGGAUGGACCUUGACGAUGAUCUUCCCAAGUCUUCCAAAGGAUCGAAGAGGAAAACGAAAAGUAAAUCGACUCCUUUGAACUCUACAGCUAGUUUCUUCGCCGACUUGUAG
Arabis nemorensis is the source of this 1062-nucleotide messenger RNA. Lineage: Eukaryota; Viridiplantae; Streptophyta; Magnoliopsida; Brassicales; Brassicaceae. The record is from the annotation of a GenBank genome assembly.